This is a messenger RNA of Aspergillus calidoustus, 2840 nucleotides long. The record is from the annotation of a GenBank genome assembly. Lineage: Eukaryota; Fungi; Ascomycota; Eurotiomycetes; Eurotiales; Aspergillaceae.
CAUCCUUCCAAGUUUUGAACAAAUGAUGAAAGCCUAGUGUGUAUUAUUUGAUCCAUCUCCCCUCUUGGGGCCUGGCUGGCUCUCCUUUCGAGGCUUAAGGGCUGCUUGGUUCCGGAUGGGGGGAGGAUGAUAUCGGCGUUCGGCACACCAACCUUGUUACUUCGCGGACGCGAUGAAGGCAUCUCUGAUACAUUACAUAACUUGGGGGUGUUCUCUGGUUCUUCGGCGAUCAUGACCCUUGAGAUGCUUGGCCCAGACGGCAGCAACCAUCAUUCAAAUGAUAGGGCUCAGGAUUUUUUUUGGCGUGGAUCUUAUAUUGGCUAGUCUUUGAUUAUAAUCUUUUAUAUGCUUCCAUAUCUUUUUCAUGUCCCUUUUGUUGUCCCUAUUUUUUGCGAUGCUUGAGCGUGGCCUGUAAAUGCCUUCGCUGGCUGCUUGGGAACAGCGUAGUGAGAAUGAAUCGUAGAAUACAAUACUUGAGCAGAUUACGGCCCUGUUCCAAUUAGACUUACGUUAAUUCUACAAUCAAUCGUCCUGGGAAUAAAUCGAAGCUCAACUCGAUGCGCUUUACGAACUUUCGGGAAUGAGCUCCGCAUUAAAGAUUCUCCGCAAAAAAAAGUGACGGACCAGCUUCUUAUCACCUGCAACAUUCUUCGAGAAAACUCUCUUCCGCCGUGAAAAGGAAUUGACGGGACGUUACAACCAUCUCCUCGCAACUGAAUCCCAUACGGAGGUUCGGUCCGAUGCGGCCACACCUCGUCAUCCUGCCCUAUGCGGCACGUCUUCGCGUUCCGGCUACCGUUCGACUCCCGCGGUCAUUAUGCGGCGCUCGUGGAUAUGUACGGACCGCAGAAAGUGUGAAUUCCAAUACCGUUCUUCUCAAUAGCUCUCGACCUACUCUUGCGCGCAAUGCCCUCGGGGCCCACCAAGAGCAGAAACGAUGCGUCACGCAAGCAUACUUGAAGCGAAUGGCCGAUGCGAAGAAAGAAUGGGCAGGGUUCGCCGAAGAAAUCAAGGCAGGAAAAAGGAAAAGCUUUGCACAGCACUUGGAAGAGCGUGAAUUACUUCAUGAUGUGGUUGGGGAGCGAGACCUACUGCACCGUGUCUUUACCGAGAAAAGAGUUGGGCUCUACGCAGGCGUAGAUCCCACAGCGCCGUCUUUACAUGUUGGACAUAUGCUUCCAUUUAUGGUCCUCGCUUGGGGCUAUGUCUGGGGUUUGCCGGUUACCUUCCUGCUCGGCGGUGCGACGUCGCGAAUCGGUGACCCUACGGGACGGCUAAAGGGAAGGGAGCAAGUUCAUUCCUCGGUUCGGAAAGCCAACAUGGCCAGCAUGCACAUGCAGCUGAAAAAGCUCGGCGCAAGCAUUGAAAAAUAUGGUGAAAGGCACGGGUACAAGUGCACUCCAGUCUGGAGACGAGCCUUAACGAAUAAUAAUACGUGGUGGAACAAGCAACCUUUUCUAGAGGUUAUGAGGGAUCUAGGGGCCUAUAUGCGUCUUGGUCCCAUGUUAGGAAGAGAUACAGUCAAGACUCGUUUAACGAAAGGGGAUGGUAUGUCAUUCGCUGAGUUCUGCUACCCUCUCUUGCAAGCAUGGGACUGGUGGGUGCUCUUUCGCAAAGGCGUUCAGGUCCAGGUUGGAGGUAGCGACCAGUAUGGGAACAUUCUCUUUGGGAUGGACGCUGUUAAAUCCAUUAGCCGAAACACUGUUAUGCAAGAGGAACAAAAUGAUUUGGAGAAUGAGUUGGACAGGCCCAUCGGUCUUACUACUCCGUUGCUCACAACGCCGUCCGGCGAAAAGUUCGGAAAGUCGGCUGGUAACGCUAUCUGGCUGGACAAGGAUAUGACAUCGACUUUCGAACUAUAUCAGUUCUUCGUUCGCACUCCCGACGAUGUUGUGGAGAAGUAUCUCAAGAUGUUUACCUUCUUGCCUCUGCCGGAAAUCUCAAGAAUCAUGGAAGAACAAAACCAGGAUCCAUCAAAGCGAGUGGCCCAACACGCUCUCGCCUCGGAAUUUGUUGAACUUAUCCACGGCAAAGCUGAAGCCGAUGCUGUGGCUAUUCAGCACCGGCAGUUGUUUAGGCCACGGUCCUCGACAGCAGAGCCCACGCCCCUUCCCCGAACUCCUGGAUCUGGUUCCAACCAGCCCAAAAAUUACAUGUCUGGCUUCGUUAACCCUCAGUCUGGAAAUCCUUACGCGCCUCAAACAAACUUCUCCAACAUGCCGUCAGCACGAGUGACUCUCCCGCAGUCACUUGUCUUCAACCAGCAAUUCCACAAGAUCAUGUGGUCUGCCGGUCUCGUGUCCACCAAGAGCGAGGGCCACCGUAUCAUCGCCAACAAAGGUGCCUCCGUGGGAAGCCGUCCUGGUAUCAGCGGAUCAAUGGAGGGUGGUGGGAUGCCAGACGCACUGACCUUCACGCCCAUCAAAACCUGGACGGCCGAUAAAACACAAGAAUUCAUCAUCAACAACGACCUCUUGAUCCUAAAGCUGGGCAAGUGGAAAAUGAAGAUAGUGAACAUUGUCACGGACGAGGAGUUCAAAAAGCUCGGUCUCACAGCCCCCGGGUGGGAGCCUGAGGCUGAGUCCACAAACUCCGGGACAACAGAACCAAAAGCUUCUAAUUAAGGUAUCAGGACGCUGAACGCCUCCAUUGGCGUCGUUUUGCAUACUUCUGAUCUGUACUUGUACACUACGAUAAUUUUGUAAAUAUAGACCACAUGUAUCAUUACCCAUAAAGUUAGACCACUCUUCAAAAUAACCACGAUUUGGUAUUAUUCGCCAAAUGCUUUAACUUUACAAGCCAGUGCUUUUGCAGCUGAAGAAUGUUGUUUGCGAUCAGGA